AUGUCAGCGGGGUUGAUGUCGUGUGUGCGCGAAAACUCGCCACCACUGGAAAACGCCACCGCACAAGUGCAAGACAUCCCGAUAACGAUCACCACUCCCGAAACUGCAGCUGCACCGCCCACCACCAGUGACACCAGCAAACGGAAACGGUUCCAUCCGCUGCGCAAUCUUCGUCGGAUUUUCCGCCGCCGAACCGUAUCAUCGGCAGACCGCGCACCGGGCCAGCUCGGUGCUAAAGGAACGCCAACGCACAUCCACUUUGCCACGCCCGGGUGCUCGACGACCGAUGCGACUCUGCCACGGGCCAGUUUCGGCGUACCGAUCACGAUCCGUGGCGAUCCGACGGCCGUUUCGGGCACUUCCCAGGCGGGCCAACCGCCAGGGGUGUACUUCCGGCGCGAAACCUACCGCCUGCGGAACUCCGAUGAUCUAGAGAAGGAGAUGUCCGACUAUCAGCGCAGUCUCAGCGAAGGACGACUUGUGGACAGUGAUAUCAGCCGCGAUGGACUUUCGCAAUCGCACGACAGUGUAUUCUCCGAAUCAGCCGGCACCGCCAGCAGCUUAUCGAUCACGUUAAAGAACGAACUAGCUGACGUGUUGCGCAAGCGAAGAAAGGACCGACAGGGCGAAGUGUCGGACGAAGAUCUCGGGCUACCGUUGAGCCCCAUCACGCCCCAGCGCAAGGAUCGCGGCAUGAACAAGAGCGAAGGAUCACUUAGCAUACUCAGCAUGACCAGCUCGGACAUGGACGACGAUCGAUCCGCCUCGAACACGAGUGGGCACAAUUUGCUGCACCUGGAUUCAUCCGCUUCCGGCUCGAUCGGUGCCAAUCGAUCGGACAACAUGGACGAGAGUGGCGACUCCUCGAAGCUUAGCCAUUCUGCCGCGAAACAUAAGCUUGCCGUACGACCAAAGAAGAAGGGCCCAACCAGAGCGCGUGCCCGUCCAAGAGAGUCAACGCUCCUGCCAGCGACACCAGAAGUGAACGAAGAAUCCCUAAAGUUGUCCUCCACAAACAUCGCGGCCAGCUGCUCCCCUGCGAAAGAAGCCACCGGCAAAGCGCAAGUGAUCGUGGCCUCAACUCCACUGCCACGGGUAUCUUGCAGGGACUCGAUCAGCACGUCGAUGUUAUCCGUUGGUGGGGAAACCAGCUCGUCGAUCUACGUCAACCGGGGCAUCUCGAAAAGCCACGAGUUCGAGCGACCUUCCACCGAACAUUUGCUAACGGUUGAAGGCACCACCAGCCGGAAGGACGACGAUGGGUUCUUCAAGCGCAUUCUCAACUACAGCUUCAAGAAGAAGAAACACGAGGGCAAAGAGGACACCCAACCAGAAGGUCCGGUGGGAUCACCGAGGAAGGAAGACAACACCAGCAGCGUGUACAUUUGUGGACCCGAUCCAACACCCCCGGAAGUGACUGGUCCAACGGAGCAGCUUAUGAAGCUGUCCCUAGUGGUCGGAGAACCACCGGAGUUGACGGAACUGAGCGGCUAUCGGAAGAUUAAAUCCGGCCCAGCCUCACGACAGCGCGUUUUCCCGAAGGACCUCUUCCAGGGGGAUGAUCACCAGCAGCAAACGCCGACACACCGAUAUUCCUCCAACGUGGAGGUGAACCGACAAUCGGUCGCAUCCUCCGGAAGUGGUCACUCACUCGCGGUUACUGACGGUGGUAAGGUGCCACUGCACAAGAGCGAAGAGUAUCUUGUGCCAAAGUCCCGCAAGCUUUCCGAGCGUAGUGUCGACGGGGGAGAAGGCGAUGAUGAGGGCAGUGAUGGUCGACGGUACGUCAGUAACGGUGAUAGGUUGAAGAGUGCCAAAAUGCACGGUGCGGCCUAUCAGCAGAAGUCAAGUAAAGGUCAAUCGAACCACACGCCCACGGACAGCCCGAGCAAGCGCGCUAAAUCGGUGGAAAAGUCGAAAAGCUUCCGCACACACACGGACAGUGUGUCGAACCAGCUGCAGGCUGGUACUGGCCAUCAGGUACCGAGUUUGCCUAACCUCAGCUCCUCGCUUUCGGUGGGUAACUUCAGCAGUGGGUUCCUCGAGACCGAGCACAAGUUCUUCAGCAUGACGGAGAACAUGCACGGUGGUCGACCGCGCGUUUUCAAGGACUACAUUAGCAACGCGGACGAUGAUGGUGGUGGUGGUGGUGACGCUCGGAUGAUGUUGUCAGCGAGUGCGUCCUUGCAGCGGUUCGAGAUCAACGACAACAACCUGUUGAAUCCGCGCGAGGAGUACGUUGAUCACCAGCCGAAGAGUAUCGUGCUGACGACGAAUACGCUAACACCACCGGAACCGGCUGGGUCCGGGCUGCACAAAUCGAACCAGAACAUCUCGCAGAUUGAGGAAAACAUCGAUAAGCUCGUUUCCUCGCAGUUCGUCAGCAUCAUUCGCAGUUCGGAUGAGGGAAGUAGUACUGAGCGGCUGGACGAAGAUCCACCAGGCACCGUGCCCGAGUUCAUGAAGAUUCAGCUGAAUCGGGUUGAGGGUGGACAACGAACGUCCACCCCCAAGGUGGGUGGACUCGUGCUGACGUCAUCACCGACACCCGCGCCACCCACUUCGCCCGCCAUCGCUAGUCCCACGUCCGGUGCGCCCGACGAUGCCAUACGGAUGCAGCAGCGGCGUUUCAGCAACGAGAACAUCGAGAUCACGGAAACGAAACCACCGCUUCCACCGUCGGUGGCGCGGGUGAGCGUGGGUGCGCAGGAACCCGGUGCCCCCCGUAGCCCACCCGCCUUCCGCCGACCGGCAAGCGGUGGAAGUGCCGGCGAGCUCGCCGGAACCAAGCGCAACUCGAUGAAUCUCUCGCAGGAGCUGAGCGACGAUCGGAAGGUGAUCCUGCAGCGGCGCACCUCGGUGACGGAGGAGAAGAUCAAGUACGAGCGGAGGAUAUCGUCGUCCUCGGAGGACAUCAAGUUCGAGAAGAAAAAGUCCACCUCGGAGGAGCUGCUCGAGAAGCCCGCCCGGCCUAGUAACGGUGGAACGGGAACAGCUGGAGGUGGUUCGAAUUACACGAGCGGAUCGAGCAGUGGGGAUGAGUUGGUGGUGUUGCGGAAGAAGUUCGCCGGUGUGGGUGAUCGUGAGGGUAAAGAUCGUGAUGGAACGCCUGAGCUGAUGAAGGUGUUUGCAAGGCGAUCGCUUAAGCUACGCUCGGAUGAUGAUUACAAGGUGAAUGACGGUGGUAAGCCACUUUCCAGCAUCGACAGUGACAAGGAGAACCAAUCGAGUGAGGAGAAGCUGGAUAAGGUGGGUUUGCAGCAGAUGAAAGCCUCCCAACAGCUGCAGCAACAAGAGCCGGUGGUUCUCGCGCCAUCAACCACCGAACGGCAGGUACCGGUGACGAAUGGGUCGGGAAAACUCGGACCGGAAGGAACCGGAACACCACGAUCGAAUGGUCCCACCGAAAACGGAAGCUUACCUGCGGCUGGUGAGGCGGUUCUGCGGAAAAGCGUUACCAGCAAACCGUUCGGAGUGCCAAACCGCUUCGGGAAUGCCACCAAUGGAGGUCCUCCAAGGAAUGCGGCCUCCUUUGUAGAGGUUCGUAAGGCAUUGCUGCCGAAUGCGACGGUUCCGGUGUUGCCAGCGAAUAACAACAACUUUGUCGGUAAACCGGAGACGGGUGAAAAUCAAACCAAUGGCAACAAUAACACCGUCAACGCGAACCGCCAUACGAUCGCGUCGUUGAAUCAGCUUAACAGCGCCAACGGAGUUGUCGCCGGGACUGGCGGUGUUGCCAUCAACAACAACGCACCAGCGGCGAUCAUCGAGAACGAAGCCGGAAUGGGUGAGAUCAACGAGUUUAAGGGCAUCCUGCAGCGCCGAGCGGAGUGGGAAAAGCGAGCGAAGGAAGGCUUCAAGUAGGCACACCCCACCGAGGCGUAUUUUAGGACCAACCCAACCCUGCCCCUGGAUUAGCUGGAGGGAACGUAGACCCUCGAGCUUGAAGCGUUCCCGGUGAAGCCUUCGUUCGUUUUGUAGUUCCAGCUGCCUGAACAGACGCGUUUGUUCCCUUGCAACAAAGACACCACCACCACCGUACAUUGAUAGGACCUGAGUCGAUAGGACGACGCGCACGCAUGUUAUAGAACGCCUUAUGCCAGGAGUCGCUAGUUCGGGACGGCUGCAUUCGUUUACGUUGGCUAUUCGUUCUUGCGUUCUCCCGCCAAAGGAUCUCGUUAGCUCCGUUAGCUAGUGUAGUGUUGCAGGCAGCCAAGCGCGGUGAUCGAUUCCCAAAUGUGAUAGACAAAAAGCAAAAGAAGCAAAACAAGUGCGAGGAAUUGAGAACCCAUGAGUUGAUGGAUCCUUAACCGCGAUCAUAUGAGUUGUUCCCUGUUGCUCCGUUGCUUGCAUCAGACUGCUCUACGUUCGUGUUGUGAUCGUUGUGUUGCGGGAUUAUAGAGAUAUUAUAUAGAUACAGACAGCGGGCGGCAUUUCUCGAUGGUCAAUUGAUUGUGGACAGUGGAUGCGAAAGUUUAAUUACGGCUGUUGUGUUUUUGUGGCCGUUGUGCUUUAGGUGCAACGAUCCGAU
Anopheles nili is the source of this 4531-nucleotide messenger RNA. RefSeq lists its product as uncharacterized. The transcript has 7 exons. The coding region runs from base 1 to 3864 and encodes 1287 amino acids. The record is from RefSeq and is a predicted model, not a curated record. NCBI's taxonomy places the organism in Eukaryota, Metazoa, Arthropoda, Insecta, Diptera, Culicidae.